CAGGCAAGAGUCGCUCAUUAGCGCGUCAGUUAUCGAUAACGAACCUCGCCGCCCCUCCGCGAACUUUUGUGACGCAAGGCGGUCAUAAUUUCUGAAUCUACGAAUGCUACCAGAACACAGCACACACCAUGUCCGCACCAGCGACUACAAAAGCGAUACCUGGCGAGCUGCAAGACAAAUUCGACCUCGGAAUCUGGCACUGCCUCUUCAACUGGCCAACGCUCACGGUCGCGGUGCAGAACCAAUGGGGCGGCCCCGACAGCUCUGAAAAGCGCGACUGGCUCGCGGGCCAGAUCAGCGACCUCUUCUCGUCGGAGCCGCUGACGGACGCCGAGGACGUCGAGGUCAUGCUGCUCCAAGUGCUCGAGGACGAAUACGGCUGCCGGAUCGAGGACGAGACCGAGGUCGCCGUCGCGCGGGCCAUCAUGAAAGUGCGGAAGGAGAUCGGCGAGGGGAACACGAGCGGGGUGGAGCAGAUGCAUAAGAAGUGGGAGGACAGGAAGGGCAAGGAGGUUGCGACGGGGAACGUGCAGGUCAGCGAGAGCAAUCAGGAGGCGGAGUGGGAUAGCGUGGAUGAGGAGAGCGAGGACGAGGACGAGGAUGUGGACAUGGACGAUGCGCCUGCGUUGGUGCCUGCGAGGGCGAAGGAGCCCAAGGCUGAGCCGGAAGUUGACGAGGAUGGGUUUGAGAAGGUGGUGGGGAAGAAGAGGAGGUGAGUUGAUGAGUGGACCGACAGGCGUAAAAGAAAAACAAGAAAAAAAGAAAAAGAGAAGAAGCGAGAAAAGGACAGUCGGGAGUCGACCUCUGGAACCAAGAUAUCACGACAUGCUGGUGUUGUGAUGUGAUGCUUGAAAUGCGAUGCAUGCGUGACAUGUGAGAGCACCUGUCGGGCGCUAGGCUGCUGGCUGCGGAGAGCUCGAUCAUCAAUGCAGGG
This is a messenger RNA of Didymella exigua CBS 183.55, 934 nucleotides long. RefSeq lists its product as uncharacterized. The transcript has 2 exons. Gene Ontology annotation, biological process: maturation of SSU-rRNA from tricistronic rRNA transcript (SSU-rRNA, 5.8S rRNA, LSU-rRNA). Lineage: Eukaryota; Fungi; Ascomycota; Dothideomycetes; Pleosporales; Didymellaceae. Gene Ontology annotation, cellular component: nucleus. Bases 129 to 716 code for a protein of 195 amino acids. The record is from RefSeq and is a predicted model, not a curated record.